UUGUUAUUAUCGAAUGGUAAAUAGGCGCAAAUUGGUAUAAAAGUCAAAUUGUUGCCAAAUUCGAACACACUUCAAAGCUUCACUUAAAGAUGACAAUCGCGACAUUACUUUUUGGCUGUGCGGUGCUCGCCUUCUGUUUGAUUCCAUCCAGCGAGUCUGUGGCUUGUACUUCCUUAGAUCCUGAUGAGCCAAGUGGCUGCACGGAUUGCUCGGAUCCUGACAAUGACACCGAGGAUGACUGCACAACAACAACAACAACAGAAACAACGUCAACAACCUCAACUACGGCGUCAUCAUCUUCAUCAUCAUCGUCGUCGUCAUCUUCGUCGUCAUCGAGUUCAAUUAAAGGAACACGAAAGCGUAUCCGUAUCAAGAACUUGAGGUACACGAAUGUUCGCCGAAUCCGUGUUAACCGAAAUGCCAACGUAGUUACAGCCCGACGAAACAAUAAUAACAGAAGAGUUACGGUGACUGUUGGUUAAUAUUUGUUGUGCAAAUAUUUUUGACAUAAUAAAAAGAAAUAUUGCUCUCGAAUCAUUUCUUCCAAAAUUUGAGGCAUCAAAACCGUAAU
Messenger RNA from Drosophila albomicans, 571 nucleotides. RefSeq lists its product as uncharacterized. The transcript has a single exon. The record is from RefSeq and is a predicted model, not a curated record. The coding region runs from base 90 to 482 and encodes 130 amino acids. NCBI's taxonomy places the organism in Eukaryota, Metazoa, Arthropoda, Insecta, Diptera, Drosophilidae.